AUGGAACUCCCUGAAGGCACGCUGCCAUUCGAAGUCCUCCCUCUUGAAGGAGAGCAAGACUGGCGUUUCGGUCGAGCAGCUGGCCCAGGCUCCACAGAGGAAGAUCUAGAACUAGGUGCUCCAGGCCUACCACGAGUAGCAGAGGUUGGUCUUUCCGGCAGCGACGUCCUCAGAUUUGGAGGCGCAUCAAGCGAGAAGCCGGGCAUUUCAGAUGGUUUCCAUGGUCUUGAUUUGACUGUAGGUGAGCUGCCCCUUGAAGGUGCUGGCGCCGUUGUUGUCGCUGCCGAUGCAGAGCUUUUGGGCAUUGUAGGUCCUGGUCUGGAGAUUGAGGAGGAUCGAACUGGUCCGGGCAAGUUACUGUGCUGGGUGUGGAUGGGAGGGGCAGAAGACCGCCUUGUUGGGGUUGAUGACCUUGAUGCAGGCUUGCUUUGUGCUGGUAAGGAGGGCCUCGACAAAGGUGUAGUUGACCUAGUAGCAGGCAUUGAUGAUCUUGAAGUAGGUGUUGAUGAUCUGCUAGCAGGUGCUGAUGCUCUACCUGAAGGAACUGAUGUCCUGGUAGCAGUAGCAGGGCCAGAUGUCCUGGUAGCAGCAGCAGGGCCAGAUGUCCUGGUAGCAGUAGCAGGGCCAGAUGUCCUUGAUGGAGUUGUUGACCUUGAUGAAGGCAGUGCUGACCUUGUUGAAGAAAGUGUUGACCUGGAAGUGGGCGUCGAAGAUCUUGGGGCAGUAGGUCCAGUCUUGGCAGGCAGAGUUGCCCGAGCAUUGGGGGAUGCAGGUCUUGAACCUUUGGACGCGGUGGUCGAUGCAGCACGCCCAGUUGGUGUUGACGGUCUCGAAGAAUUAGAUGUAAGCCCUCCAGAUGAUGUCGGCCGACGAGUUGUCGCAGCUGAGUUUAAGCUGUUUGAUGAUGUUGUUCUCAAUGGAUGUGUGGUUCUUGAUGGAGGAUCUGGAUGGUUGGCCAACUAA
This is a messenger RNA of Triticum turgidum subsp. durum (durum wheat), 963 nucleotides long. The record is from the annotation of a GenBank genome assembly. NCBI's taxonomy places the organism in Eukaryota, Viridiplantae, Streptophyta, Magnoliopsida, Poales, Poaceae.